UUUUGCACUCCCCCUCCCAUGGCGUCGCUGUUGGCAAGCAGUAGCACAGCGCGAUCGGCGAGCGUCGGCGGAUGGAGCGCGUUCCGUGUGCCGCCUGCGACCGACCUGACCCGCUGGCGACUCGAGGGUGUGGACGGCCAGCAAGUCUGGCGCUACUACGAUGCUGCUCUCGGAGAGACCCCUCCGGCACCCCUGACUGUUCGCGACAAGUACCUGCUCGGGAUUGACAUUUCUGGCGACGUGCCUGUCGCGACAGAGCCGGCAAAAACCGCUCAAGAGGCUGCCAAUCGUGGCAUGCAUUUCUACACGAAUCUGCAAUGCGAGACGGGCCACUGGCCGGGCGAUUACGGCGGUCCGCACUUUCUGCUGCCGGGCUUGCUGAUCACGGCGCACAUUACGGGCAUUCAGCUUGGCGAGUUCCGCAAGGCCGAGAUGAUGCGCUACCUGCGGAAUACUGUCACGGCCGAAGGUGGCUGGGGCUUGCACACUGCCGAUAAGGCGACAGUGUUUGGUACUGGUCUGAACUAUGUCGCUUUCCGGCUGCUCGGUGGCUCACGCGAUGAUCCUCUUGCCGUCAAGGCUCGAACGUUUUUGCACAAGCAUGAUGGCGUUUUGGGCAUCCCUUCGUGGGGAAAGUUUUGGCUGGCGCUGCUGAAUGUGUACGACUAUGAUGGCAUGAACGCCGUUCCACCAGAGCUUUGGCUCCUUCCUGAAUGGGCCCCGCUGCACCCAAAGUACAUGUGGUGCCACUGCCGUCAAGUCUACCUCCCAAUGAGCUACUGCUAUGGCGUGAAGCUUCGUGCUCCUGUCACACCCAUCAUUGCGGAACUUCGCGAAGAGCUGUACACCCAGGCAUACGACACAAUCAACUGGCCUGCGCAGCGUUUCCGCUGUGCCAAGAUUGAUUUGUACAACCCGCAUUCGUGGAUAAUGGACUGGUCCUUCAGUGCUCUGAACGUGUAUGAAAAGUUCCACAGCACUUCAAUCCGCAAACGAGCGCUCGACAUGGCUCUUGAUCACAUCCGCGCCGAGGACGAGAAUACUCAGUGCGUGGGAAUCGGUCCGAUUUCCAAAAACAUCAACAUGAUUUGCCAAUGGUAUGCCCACGGCCCACAGUCACCCUUGUUCCGGCAGCAUGUGUCUCGAUUCCCCGACUACCUGUGGCUUGGUAUCGACGGCAUGAAGUUGAACGGCACCAAUGGAAGCCAGCUGUGGGACACGGCGUUUGCCGUGCAGGCCUUCCUCGAGGCUGGAGGUGAUAAGAACGCACAGCUGAUGGCGUCGCUGCGAAAGGCGCACAGCUUUUUCAAGUUGACGCAGAUUCGCAAAAAUGUUCCUGAACAUGAAAAGUACUUCCGCCAAAUGAGCAAGGGAGGAUUCCCCUUCAGCACGCGAGACUGUGGUUGGAUUGUUGCUGAUUGCACGGCCGAGGGCAUCAAGUCGACGCUCAUGUUGGAGAACACGGGACAAAUCUCGAGCCCGUUCGAGGAGGAGCGAUACCACGACGCCAUCGAUGUGUUGCUGUCAAUGCAGAACUCUGACGGCGGCUACGCCACUUACGAAACCAAGCGCGGACCCGAGUGGCUUGAGCUCUUCAAUCCGUCCGAGGUGUUUGGCGCCAUCAUGAUCGACUACACUUACGUCGAGUUGACUUCAGCUGUCGUGCAAGCGCUCGCUUCGUUGACGGUACAAUUCCCAAAGUAUCGCACAGCGGAAAUCUCAGCAACCAUGAAGCGAGCUGUUCACUUCAUUCGAAGCAUUCAGCGCAAGGACGGCUCCUGGGAAGGCUGCUGGGCAGUGUGCUUCACCUAUGGCACAUGGUUUGGCAUUGAGGCUCUUGCAACUGCGGGAGAAGGCUACUACAAGGGUACUGCGUCUCCAAGCAUGCGAAGCGCUUGCGACUUUCUCGUGAGCAAGCAGCGAGCCGAUGGCUCGUGGUCUGAGAGCUAUAUGUCGUGCGUCGAACGUCGCUACAUUGAACACACAGAGUCGCAAGUCAUCAACACGGCGUGGGCUGUGCUCGGACUGAUGGCGGCAGAGUAUCCCGACCGAACUGUGGUUGAGCGCGGCAUCCAAUUCAUCAUGUCCAAGCAGCUGAUGAAUGGGGAUUGGCCUGACGAUGAAAUCAAGGGCGUGUUCAACAAGAACUGCAUGAUUGUCUAUCCCAACUACAAGAAUGCGUUCACCAUCUGGGCUUUGGGACGCUACGCAAACUCGUACUCCAAAUUGGAGUGAAGGCAGAGUGGGCUAGCGAAUGUUGCAUAUCGUUGUUGGAAAAAAAACAAAAAAAAAAACUAAAGCAUUUUAGGAC
This is a messenger RNA of Capsaspora owczarzaki ATCC 30864, 2311 nucleotides long. RefSeq names its product lss protein. The transcript is spliced from 15 exons. The coding region runs from base 19 to 2235 and encodes 738 amino acids. The record is from RefSeq and is a predicted model, not a curated record. Gene Ontology annotation, molecular function: lanosterol synthase activity. NCBI's taxonomy places the organism in Eukaryota, Filasterea, Ministeriida, Capsasporidae. Gene Ontology annotation, cellular component: lipid droplet. Gene Ontology annotation, biological process: cholesterol biosynthetic process; triterpenoid biosynthetic process.